This is a messenger RNA of Gigantopelta aegis, 2091 nucleotides long. RefSeq names its product 39S ribosomal protein L37, mitochondrial-like. The transcript has 9 exons. Lineage: Eukaryota; Metazoa; Mollusca; Gastropoda; Neomphalida; Peltospiridae. The record is from RefSeq and is a predicted model, not a curated record. Gene Ontology annotation, cellular component: mitochondrion. Bases 146 to 1396 code for a protein of 416 amino acids.
GGUGACUGCUCCCCACCUUGCCAGACCGAAAGAAAAUGUGUUCAUGUUCAAACCAAACACAUAAUACUGUUUGAAAGAAUGAAUAACUAAAUCCUGCAAUUUUCAACCUUUUUGUUCAGCACUUGUAACCAUAGAAACAUAAAUCAUGAGGCUAACUGUGGUUUUGAGGCGACAGCACAUGAAGCGGUUCUGGAAUGACUUGUGGGAAAGGAAAGGAAAGUUUCCAGCCACACCUCCACAAAUACCCAAAGUGUUGCAAGAAAAAGGGGUGACUGUCAUUGACCCUACAGAGAAGGCACCUCUACCACGAUGGAACCCGCCAGUGGAGGAUCCACGCUUUUAUAAACCCAUCCCCGUAGAAGAAAGACCAGACUACCAUGAAGAACAGGCCUAUAUUGCCAUGCCUCACACACGCUUGAUAGAAGGUGUGAAGCAAGCGUGUAUUCUGACCAAGAGUGAGUGUCGUACUGGUUUCCCUCCGUCCGUUCACGAGUUGAUUGGUCAAGUCGAGAUACCCAACCAGGACCUGUUGUUGCAGCGAUACAUCAUGCAGGCUCACGUCUGGGACCCCACACAAGAGAAACUGCCAAAGAGAAUUGACACCAGCAAAGUGGGAUGGAAGUUCAACCGAGAGUACGGAAUACCCCGGGGACGUUCCGCGACGAUGUUGAUGAAGAACAUGCUGAGACUGUGUCAGACAUUGGCAGGACGUUACCCCAGCAUAGCCAAUGACUUCAGGCUCAUUUAUAAACCAUAUCUCGGAACCCACUACUAUUACAAAGAUAAACUGAUCAACAUCCAGGGCCUCAGUGAAUGGCUGCUGUCGUCCAGGAACCCUCUGCUGCCAUUUGCCGAUGUAGACGAGGUGGACGGGACGGCCGCAAAACCCCUCGACACCAUUUACCCAAUAUUCCCAACCAUCGACCUACUCAAAGAACACUGCUACAGUGUUCAGAACCAAACAGGUUUUGUUAAGGAAUGUAGUCACUCCCACCCUCACACGAUAUUCGUGUCUCACCACAACUACUGGACCAACGACCAGAGACAGGCAAAAUGUCUCCUCUUUGCUUUCGGCUACGCUGUCGCCAAUGCCAGGAAGAGAUUUGGGGACAGAAUUCAGACGUUACCUGAGCCGAUCAGCGUGCAGUGCGUGAACAUGGACGAGACGUCCAUCAACUUCCUCUUCUUCCAGCUGAACACUCUCAACUUCGGUUCCGACGAUGGCGUCAAGAACAUCGCGUGGGUCGACAGUGGCAACGUCCUGUUCGAGAAGCACCUACCGAAACCCUGGCUCGGACCAGAGCACGAAACAUUGCGCUUAGAUAACUAUGACCCGAAACCAUUUCACAAAGUGCUAGCCGUGUUUGUUAAUGGCGCUGAAGGUGUCAGUACGUGAUGUGGAUGACAAAAUUAGCAUAAUGUUUGACAAUCCAAUAGCCGAUGAUUGAUAAAUCAGUGUGCGCUAGUGGUAUCGUUAAACAAAAUAAACUUUAAAUGUUAAUGGUGUUGAAGGUGUCAGUACAUGAUAUAGACGACCAUGUGGUGUGGUGUACAUUGAUAGUUCGUCCCACAGAAAACACCUUUUUUGUACUAUGGAAUUUACUACAAGUUAUUUAUUUCUGAGCCAAUUGUUUUGUAAAUUACGCACAAAAUUAGUAAAAAAAAAUUGUUAUUUCUAAAACACUUUUACUUUUCUUGUUAUGUCAAACCAAACUGAAAUUAUUUACAAAAAAAAAAAAUUGUAGGAGGAUGGGACGGACUAUAAGUAGAUCUAUGCAUAGCAGGAUUAGCUAUGGUACUAGCCAAAUUCACUGUUUGCGAAUUCUGAAAACAACUGGCAAGUUUUAUUUCAAUUUGUCGAAAUAAUUUCAUGUAAUAAUUGAUAUGAUUGUGUUAGAAAAUAAAAAGGGUUUUUGCAGUUUGUGAUGUUUGACAGAUACAUGUAAUUUGGGGAAAUAAUUUCAUCUAAUAAUUGAUAUUAUGUUAGAAAAUAACUGGGUUUUUGCAAUUUUUGAUGUUUAAUAGAUAAUUUGGCGAAAUAAUUACAUGUAAUAAUUAAAGGCAUACUGUCACGGAUUUAACCUUCUGAGU